Molecule: messenger RNA, 3984 nt
Organism: Rangifer tarandus platyrhynchus (Svalbard reindeer)
Lineage: Eukaryota; Metazoa; Chordata; Mammalia; Artiodactyla; Cervidae
Source: the annotation of a GenBank genome assembly
AUGGCGGCGUCGCGUCGCUCUCAGCAUCAUCACCACCAUCAUCAACAACAGCUCCAGCCCGCCCCAGGGGCUUCGGCGCCGCCGCCGCCACCUCCCCCACCACUCAGCCCGGGCCUGGCCCCUGGGACCACCCCGGCCUCCCCUACGGUGGGCAGCCUGGCCCCGUUCGCCUCCCCGAGGCACGGCCUAGCUCUGCCGGAGGGGGAUGGCAGUCGGGAUCCGCCCGACAGGCCCAGAUCCCCGGACCCGGUUGACACUGCCAGCUGUUGCAGUCCCACGAGCACAAUCUGUACGGUCGCCACCGCUCCCGUGGUCCCGGCGGUUUCUGCCUCAUCUGCCGUCGGGGUAGCUCCCAACCCAGCCGGCGGCGGCAGUAACAAUUCACCGUCGUCCUCUUCUUCCCCGACUUCUUCCUCCUCUUCCUCUCCAUCCUCCCCUGGAUCGAGCUUGGCGGAGAGUCCCGAGGCGGCCGGAGUUAGCACCACAGCACCAUUGGGGCCUGGGGCUGCGGGCCCGGGGCCAGGGGUUCCAGCAGUGAGCGGGGCCCUGCGGGAACUCUUGGAGGCCUGUCGCAAUGGGGACGUGUCCAGGGUAAAGAGGCUGGUGGACGCGGCAAACGUGAAUGCUAAGGACAUGGCCGGCCGGAAGUCUUCUCCCCUGCACUUCGCUGCAGGUUUUGGAAGAAAGGACGUGGUAGAACACUUACUACAAAUGGGUGCUAAUGUCCAUGCUCGUGAUGAUGGCGGUCUCAUUCCACUUCAUAAUGCGUGUUCUUUUGGCCAUGCUGAGGUUGUGAGUCUGUUACUGUGCCAAGGAGCUGAUCCAAAUGCCAGGGAUAACUGGAAUUAUACCCCUCUGCAUGAAGCUGCUAUAAAAGGAAAGAUUGAUGUAUGUAUUGUGCUGCUGCAGCACGGAGCUGAUCCAAACAUUCGGAACACCGAUGGGAAGUCAGCCUUGGACCUGGCAGAUCCUUCAGCCAAAGCCGUCCUUACAGGUGAAUACAAGAAAGACGAACUCCUAGAAGCUGCUAGGAGUGGUAAUGAAGAAAAACUAAUGGCUUUACUGACUCCUCUAAAUGUGAAUUGCCAUGCAAGUGAUGGGCGAAAGUCAACUCCUUUACAUCUAGCAGCAGGCUACAACCGAGUUCGGAUCGUGCAGCUUCUUCUCCAGCAUGGUGCUGAUGUGCAUGCAAAGGACAAAGGUGGACUUGUGCCUCUUCAUAAUGCAUGUUCAUAUGGACAUUAUGAAGUCACAGAACUGCUACUAAAGCAUGGAGCUUGUGUUAAUGCUAUGGAUCUGUGGCAGUUUACCCCACUUCAUGAGGCUGCUUCCAAGAAUCGCGUAGAGGUCUGCUCUUUGUUACUUAGCCAUGGUGCUGAUCCUACUUUAGUCAACUGCCAUGGCAAAAGUGCGGUGGACAUGGCUCCAACUCCUGAGCUCCGGGAAAGAUUGACUUAUGAAUUUAAAGGUCACUCUUUACUACAAGCAGCCAGAGAAGCAGACCUAGCCAAAGUUAAAAAAACACUUGCUCUGGAAAUCAUUAAUUUCAAACAGCCACAGUCUCAUGAAACUGCACUGCACUGCGCUGUGGCCUCGCUGCAUCCCAAACGCAAACAAGUGACAGAAUUGUUACUUCGAAAAGGAGCAAAUGUUAAUGAGAAAAAUAAAGAUUUCAUGACUCCCCUGCAUGUUGCAGCAGAGAGAGCCCACAAUGACGUCAUGGAAGUUCUCCAUAAACACGGAGCAAAGAUGAAUGCACUGGACACCCUUGGUCAGACCGCUUUGCAUAGAGCUGCCCUUGCUGGUCAUCUGCAGACAUGCCGCCUGCUGCUGAGUUACGGCUCUGAUCCCUCUAUCAUCUCCUUACAAGGCUUUACAGCAGCACAGAUGGGGAACGAGGCCGUGCAGCAGAUUCUGAGUGAAAGCACACCUAUACGCACUUCUGAUGUUGACUAUCGACUCUUAGAAGCAUCUAAAGCCGGAGACUUGGAAACUGUGAAGCAACUUUGCAGCCCUCAGAAUGUGAAUUGCAGAGAUUUAGAGGGCCGGCAUUCCACGCCCUUACACUUCGCGGCAGGCUACAACCGUGUGUCUGUCGUGGAGUACCUCCUCCACCAUGGUGCCGAUGUCCAUGCCAAAGACAAAGGUGGCUUGGUGCCCCUUCAUAAUGCUUGUUCAUACGGACACUACGAAGUAGCUGAGCUCUUGGUAAGACAUGGGGCUUCUGUCAAUGUGGCGGACUUAUGGAAAUUUACCCCUCUACAUGAAGCAGCAGCUAAAGGAAAAUAUGAAAUCUGCAAGCUCCUUUUAAAACAUGGAGCAGAUCCCACUAAAAAGAACAGAGACGGAAAUACACCUUUAGAUUUGGUAAAAGAAGGAGACACAGAUAUUCAGGACUUGCUGAGAGGAGAUGCUGCUUUGUUGGAUGCUGCCAAGAAGGGCUGCCUGGCAAGAGUGCAAAAGCUCUGUACCCCAGAGAAUAUCAACUGCAGAGACACCCAGGGCAGAAACUCAACCCCUCUGCACCUGGCAGCAGGCUACAAUAACCUGGAAGUAGCAGAGUAUCUUCUAGAGCAUGGAGCAGAUGUUAAUGCCCAAGACAAAGGUGGUUUAAUACCUCUUCACAAUGCGGCAUCCUAUGGGCAUGUGGACAUCGCGGCAUUAUUGAUAAAAUACAACACGUGCGUAAAUGCAACAGACAAGUGGGCGUUUACUCCUCUUCACGAAGCAGCCCAAAAAGGCAGGACGCAGCUUUGUGCCCUGCUCCUAGCGCAUGGUGCAGAUCCAACUAUGAAGAACCAGGAAGGCCAGACCCCUUUAGAUCUGGCAACAGCAGAUGACAUCAGAGCUUUGCUGAUAGAUGCCAUGCCCCCAGAGGCCUUACCUACCUGUUUCAAACCUCAGGCUACUGUCGUGAGUGCCUCUCUGAUCUCACCAGCAUCCACCCCCUCCUGCCUGUCUGCCGCUAGCAGCAUAGACAACCUCACCGGCCCCUUAGCAGAACUGGCAGUAGGAGGAGCAUCCAACACCGGGGAUGGCGCGGCGGGCGCAGAAAGGAAGGAAGGAGAAGUUGCGGGUCUUGACAUGAAUAUUAGCCAGUUCCUAAAAAGCCUUGGUCUUGAACACCUUCGGGACAUCUUUGAAACAGAACAGAUUACACUAGAUGUGUUGGCUGAUAUGGGUCAUGAAGAGUUGAAAGAAAUAGGCAUCAAUGCAUAUGGACACCGCCAUAAAUUAAUCAAGGGAGUGGAAAGACUCUUAGGUGGACAACAAGGCACCAAUCCUUAUUUGACUUUUCACUGUGUUAAUCAGGGAACUAUUUUGCUGGAUCUUGCUCCUGAAGAUAAAGAAUAUCAGUCAGUAGAAGAGGAGAUGCAAAGUACAAUUCGAGAACACCGAGAUGGUGGUAAUGCUGGUGGCAUCUUCAACAGAUACAAUGUCAUUCGAAUUCAAAAAGUUGUGAACAAGAAGUUGAGAGAACGGUUCUGUCACAGACAGAAGGAAGUGUCUGAGGAGAAUCACAACCACCACAAUGAACGCAUGUUGUUUCACGGUUCUCCUUUCAUUAAUGCCAUUAUUCAUAAAGGGUUUGAUGAGCGACAUGCAUAUAUAGGAGGAAUGUUUGGUGCUGGGAUUUAUUUUGCUGAAAACUCUUCUAAAAGCAACCAGUAUGUUUAUGGAAUAGGAGGAGGAACAGGCUGUCCCACACACAAAGACCGGUCAUGUUAUAUAUGUCACAGGCAAAUGCUUUUCUGUAGAGUGACCCUUGGCAAGUCCUUUCUGCAGUUCAGCACCAUGAAAAUGGCCCACGCCCCCCCAGGCCAUCACUCUGUCAUUGGGAGGCCAAGUGUGAAUGGGCUGGCCUAUGCCGAAUACGUCAUCUACAGAGGAGAGCAGGCAUACCCAGAGUAUCUGAUCACAUACCAGAUCAUGAAGCCAGAAGCUCCUUCACAGACCGCAACAGCCGCAGAGCAGAAGACCUAG